Messenger RNA from Schistosoma turkestanicum, 690 nucleotides. The record is from the annotation of a GenBank genome assembly. NCBI's taxonomy places the organism in Eukaryota, Metazoa, Platyhelminthes, Trematoda, Strigeidida, Schistosomatidae.
AAAACAACUUAACAACAGAUGAUGAUUUAUUCAGUGAUAAAAAUAUUUGGUUUAUGCAUUUUGAGCUUUACAAUGGUGAUGACGAAACUGACUCAAAUUCCUAUCAAAUUUGAUAAACAAGGAAUUAUGUAUACAGAAUAUGAGAAAUUAGAUUUUUAUUUAGUGAAAAAUUUAACUUUAGUUAUUAAAGAUGAUAUAUGCGCAACAAUUGUGGAUUUUACACGUCCAACUGCAAAAGAAAUUCAAACAAAAUCUGGUUAUCGUAAUGUGACUGAUACAUGUGGAAUUUGGAUUAGAAAUCCAUCGAAAGGUUUAAGAUCCAGGAGACCAGAAUAAAUAAUUAUUACAAAUUCAUAGAAUUGGCAUGUUCAUAAUGAAUCAACCAAUGGAACAUUACAAAUUCCAAAAUAUUUCAAACAGACAGUUAACCAACAUUUUGUAACUUGAAUAAAUUGAGGCUUUUUUUCGCGAAUCAUGAGUUCUUAUUAUUAGGAUGAUCAGGUUGGGCUCCGUGAAGAAGUUUCUCCAAGAACGACGUUUCGCGAACUCGCAUCGUUUGCAUUAGCGGUGCAGUCAGAUAAAGGAAUGUGAGAAGAGUUAGUAGUGGAGAUAAGAGAGGUAUUAGGGGGUGUAGGAAGGAUUUGAUUUUGACCAAUUUGGUCUCGUGUGCUGUUACUGGUAUAAGGGCGG